AUGUCGAUUGAUUAUAGACAUGGGAUUUCCAUUUUGGAGGUCAUCGUCUACAGUCCGACGCUCUUUGUCGCCCUUUGGAUGGCAUUCCACCAUGGGUUCAAAAAGAGCUCGGGCUGGUACUUCUUCGUUAUGUUCUGUCUGGCCCGCAUCAUCGGUGCAGCAUGCUACCUUGCCACCAUCGCAGCUCCUUCCAAUGUGAACUUAUACAUCACAUGGGCGGUUUGCACAUCCCUAGGCAUAUCACCCCUGCUUUUGGCCUCUUGUGGUCUUCUGUCGCGAGCCAAUGAUUCGAUUAUGAGAAAGACAGGGACCCCUUUCAGCCCUAUAAUCUUUCGACUCGUCAAUUUAAUUUCAUUGGUCGCCUUGAUUCUCACCAUCGUCGGCUCCACCCAGAAUACCAACCUCACGCAUGGCCUUGUUACCACAGUGUCCAAGGUGGCCCUCAUCCUGUUUCUAGUCACCUGGCUAGCUGUAUGUGGCCUCUUUGCUCUGAUCGCCGUUCGAUCUCACGGCAUUGAAGAUGGAGAGCGUCGCCUGCUUUUGGCAGUGGGGAUAUCGUUGCCGUUGAUCCUUGUGCGACUGGUCUACUCUUUGGUUUUUGCCUUUGGCCACCGCGCAGAUUUCAACAUGCUUUCUGGAAAUGUCACCAUCCAGCUGGUGAUGUCUGUCCUCGAGGAGAUUGUCAUUGUUUUGGUCUGCUUGGGAAUAGGUCUCACACUCCAAGUGCGACCCAGUGCAGACUAUGCUCCCCAAGCUAGUGUCUCCAGCUAUCAUGGGAGCUCUGUUGAAAUGGAGAAUGGUGGUGCUCAAUCCCAAGCCCCAAAAGAGAAAGACAGCAACGCCCAAAGCGGAGCGGUGGUCCCAUCUCGAGACUUGUGA
Molecule: messenger RNA, 879 nt
Organism: Penicillium brevicompactum
Lineage: Eukaryota; Fungi; Ascomycota; Eurotiomycetes; Eurotiales; Aspergillaceae
Exons: 2
Coding region: 1-879 (292 amino acids)
Source: RefSeq, a predicted model, not a curated record